This is a messenger RNA of Pieris brassicae (large cabbage white), 4866 nucleotides long. It is a transcript of the gene Spt20, whose product is annotated as transcription factor SPT20 homolog. Gene Ontology annotation, molecular function: transcription coregulator activity. The transcript is spliced from 18 exons. Gene Ontology annotation, biological process: regulation of transcription by RNA polymerase II. The coding region runs from base 123 to 3158 and encodes 1011 amino acids. NCBI's taxonomy places the organism in Eukaryota, Metazoa, Arthropoda, Insecta, Lepidoptera, Pieridae. Gene Ontology annotation, cellular component: SAGA complex. The record is from RefSeq and is a predicted model, not a curated record.
UAAAUAAAGCGUAUUAAUUUUAUUAAAUCAUGACUUAAUACUCAAUUAUAAAUUGUUAAAAUGAAAUAAUUCACGUAGAAAAUCAACUAGAAGUAACAUAUUUUGUUUUAAUUAAUGACAUUAUGGAUGGUUUAAUUCACGCGGCAUUGGAAGCAGAGGUAAUACUUAAUCGUGCCAAACAUGUGAAUUCAAACAUAACGCAUUUUGACAGUGGUGUCUCAGACCAUAAAAUGACUUGGACCCAUGAAAAAAUGCAUUUAGCAGAAACUGUUGAUGAUACCAGAAUGAAAUUUCAACGAAGUGGAGCUAGUUCAACUACUAAAUCGAGCGAAAAGUUUGAUUUAUUAAAGAAGUUACAUGAACUUUACAAUGAUUUAAGUAGGGAUGAAUUAUCUCAAGCGAGCUAUCAAGGACUCAAAACAACUUCAUAUUUGCUGGAAAAGCUCUUAGCUACAUAUAAUCUAAACACAUUAAUUAUCAACUUGUAUCCUGGAAAUAAAGGCUACUCACUUUCUCUUAAAGUUAACGGAAAUACACAGCUAUUAACACCACCACCAGAUGGAAGUACAUCUGCAAAUCAAGAUGAAACUUUGAUAGAAACUCCUAGAUGGCCAUAUGAAGAGGAAGAACUUCUAAGUUACAUAGACAAUGAAGAACUUCCAGUGGUGCUAUUAGAUCUACUGGAAUCUGAACAUUCAUGUUUAUUUUAUUCUGGCUGCAUUAUUGCUCAAGUCAGAGAUUAUAGACAAGCAUAUCCUAGUUUCAUGUGUGAUACACAUCAUGUUCUUUUGAGACCUACAAAUCAGAGCAUAAUAACGGACGCAAUGUGCAUUGGAAGUAGAUGUGGAUGGGUCGGUGAAGAGCGUAGUGCAAUAGAGGCAGUGGAGGCCGCUUUGGUUCACGCUUCGGCGCCACCACUAUGCCUAGAGCCAAGGCCGGCUGUUGGGUUACUAGCUGCUAAGUUACAUGCUGCUCCAAGAUUAUUCAAUACGCCAAGAGUAAGGCGGCAAGCGAGGCGGUUUUCUCAGGUCGCUGUAAAUAGGAAGAGGAAAUUGGACCAGUUCACACACUAUCAUGGUUUGGAACUUCUGGAACUCAUACAUAGACAAAGGGCGAAGAAUAGUAGACAGUCUGUUCCCCAUACAAGGCUCACUUCUAAAUUUCCUAAGAAGCCACCCGAGGUGUUCAAACCAAUUGAGCCGCCGAAAAUGGAGCCAUUACCUCUCGCCCUACCAUCAGAGCCAAGCGGCCCCCUUCGCGUUGCGAGAGCAUACGAACGACCACGCCCGACACCUGACUGCCAACCACAAUUAGUUGAAGAAUAUAUAUUGGAAACUGAAAAGACGUCACCGCAUGCUGGAGCUGGAUUCUUCCAUAUAAAACUCAGUAUACUGCAGAGGCCAUCAGACCAGGAGUUCCUUGGGGAGCUCUAUGUUGAUAGAGAUCAUGUGGAGGGCGAGAAGAAUGGUGCGGCGUGUCGGUUUACGCUAGGUUCACGUCUCCAAGCAAACAAGUACAUACAACAGUUCACGGAGAUAUUUACCGAAGAAGGGCGUAAAUCUGUCAGAAUAAAACACAUUGUACCUGGACAGCUGCCUAGGGUGUCAUUCACGGGUGGCAUGAGGGAAAUUCAGCAAGGACAGCAACAGUUGCUGCUCCAGCAGCGGUCUGCGGCAGCGAGUAACGCCACGGUACAAACACAUGCCACUACGGUACCUGUUGUGACAUCGGCUAUAUCAACGCCAGCCGUUCAUCCGAAUACCAGACAACUACCGAUAUUGCAGGCGCAACUUCAGCAAGUUGCUGCAGUUGGCAAUGUUGGAAACGUCGCCACUGUUGGAACAGUUGUCGGGACUGUGGGCAACGUUGGCAACGUCGGCGCAGUCGGCACUGUUGUUGGAACUGUGGGAAGUGUUGGCACCGUCGUUGGCACUGUUGGUAAUGUUGCCACUGUGGUUGGCACCGUGGGUAACGUGACUACUGUGCCGGCGGUGGCCAGUGUACCUCCAGUGGCUGGGGUGGCAGUUGAAACGGCGCUCAAGCAACAGCCAUCACCAACGCCAAGAUUGUCACCGCAAGUCCAUGACAUACAUUCAACACAGGCAUCGACUAACCAGUUGCUGGCUCAGCAAUUAACGAAUCCGCCUCAACCGCUCAACCCGCAGAAGAUGCAGUCCGCCAUUAUUCACAUACAGCAUCCGUUGAUGUCUACAACUGGAACAUCACAAGUGCAAACAAUACAGUACACAACUGCGACGACGGCUCAACAAAAAGCAGCUGUCACAAAGCCGAGGUCAACGAAUCCAGCCAUCAAUGCUCUAGUCACGAGUCUCAUGAACUCCGCGCAGCAGUUCCAACAAGCUGCAAACCAAAACGCUGCGAAAUCGGUGGCAAGCACAGCAAGUAGUAACGCGACGAUACUGAAUCUGCUGAACAGCGCUCCGGCGGCCAUGACACAUGUGACGUCAUCGGCCGAUAACUCCCUCGAGCACAAGCUGUUGACACGAACAGUGUCCAUUGCGGGUGGCAGGCUCAUAGCCACAACUACGACUGCGCAUACGCUGCCUACGUACUCGCAUCAGGUGAGGGUAAUGAGCGGCUAUACACGCGACAGUGAUUCGACGAACGUGUCGAGUAGCGAGAGCGCGUUAUUGGAGAGGCUGAUGGGGGACGACUCGCAGACUCACACGCCUCAACAGCCCCAGCAGACUGCGCAACCCGUUUGUCAUUUGCAGGGCGUAAGUCUCGCGUCUCUCCAGACUUUACAAAGUCUACCAGGUCUGGCAGGGCUCCAGGGCGUGCAGAACGUUCAAGUCCAGAUCCCAGGUCUGUCAGCGCCCAUCUCCCUCUCACUGAACGUGUCCGGUGCCUCCAGUGGUUUACUGGUUUCGGUACCACCUACGACGUCAGUGGUACUGGCUAAUCAACCCUCGGUGUUAAGUUUGCCUAUAGCUCAGCUCAUGGCGUCAGGCGUAAAGGCAGGCGUAAGAGGCGGGACGGUUCAAGUGGUACGAGGGGCGCGCCCAGCCCGGCUUGCGCGACCCGUCACGAGGCCCACCUUACAGCCCGCGGGAACGGCCCAAUUCAUCACGCAACCACAGUCGCAGACGCUGAACGUACACCAAGUGCGGCGGAAGUCGAAUCCUGACAGCUCAUAGUAAAAACUUUUCACACACCACACUGCCAUUAGCUAAUUGUAAAUAUGUAUAUAUAUAUUUAGGACAGUGAUGCGUGUUAUGUGCAAUAUAUAUUUGUGUUUAUAUAUAAGAAAUAUGGAAGGAUAAACGGUUUUUUUAAUAGUCCAGUAAAUUUGGUCAAGCAUUGUUGGCUUCAGUGUGCGACUCCCAUCUUCGAGGUCGUAGGUUCGAUCCCUGCCUGUGCACCAAUGGACAUUCUAUGAGUAUUUAACAUCAAAAACUCGACGUCGUGUUCGGCACAGAAGGCUGAUCUACUUGCCUAUUAGAUUAACAAAACCUGAAACAGAUACUAAAAUCUGAGGUCCAGACCUAAAGACGAUGGAGCGCCACUGAUUUAUUUUUUUGUUAAAAUUUGUUCAAACCCGUACUUGGAACACGCUGGACUAUAUAUUUUAAUUCCAUAUUUCUUUAUACGAAAUCGCCGCAAGAGACUGACAAAUUAAUUUUGCUAUACUAUUUUAAGCUCCUUGACACUUAUGCUGUCAAAACAUUUGGUAGCACAGUUUGGAGUCCCAAGUUUGAUUUCCCGUAAACACUAAUGAAAAUAUGAAUUUUAGAUCAUUUAAAUUCAAUAUAAAAAUCAUGUUGGGCUUGCUUGUAGCAGGAACACAGUUAUUGACGUGGACUACAGAUAGAACCGUGUUUUAUUGCCAUUUCGGUUGCCAUCGGUUACGAAGUUUUCAUAGUAGACUACGUAUGCUUUUAUAAAACGUGGACUACAUUUUAUAAAAGCAUAUUCGUCUUCGUUAUAUAAAACACUGACUAAAGGCAGGACCGAGUUUGUUACCAUAGUUACUAUAUAAUAUAUAUAACUAUGGUAACAUUCUUGAUAAUAACAUAUUUUUAUUUUAAAAAGUGGUUACCAUGGCAACAAACAGUUCAGACAAUCUUUAGUCUACGUUUUAUGUAAGUCUUCAGUUUAAUUUUUGGAUUUAAAAAGUACGGACUAAAGAUAGCACCGAGUUUGUUACCAUAGUAAUGAUGUAACCAUUGUAACAUACUUACUACUACCAUAUUUUCAUAAAAGGAAUGGUAACCAUGGCAACAAACAGUACAAUCUCUAGUCCACAUUUUAUAAAAGCAUAAUUCGGUUUAAUUUUUGGGUUUAUAAAAGACGGACUAAAGACAGGACCGAAUUUAUUACCAUAGUAACGAUGUAACCAUACUUGGUACUACUAUAUUUACGUGAAAGGAAUAUUCAUGUCAAUAAACAUUAUAUAUAGUCCGCGUUUUAUAAUGAAGCUUUCGGUUGACAUUUGACUCGAAUAGUCUGUUAAAAGUAUUUUAUAUUAUUGACGUCACAAAGUUAUUGUCUAUAUAUAUAUAUAUUUAAAUAUUGUAAAAUAUACCUUAAGUCAAACAAAUAGGGACGCAUUUCCGUUUUAAUCGUAAAUUUUUCAUAAUUUCACGAACCAAAAUGACGUCACGUGACGUACAUAUUGCAUCUUGAUUUCGAAACUGUUAUUGAACAAAAAUACUAAAUUUUACAGGAGAAAGAAAAUUAACUAAAGAAAAUGAAAAGAGAGAAAAUAAAAAAGUAGGUUAUCAGAGAUAUUUUUGAGAUUAUUUGUUAAAUAGUAAAUUUUAUGGUGUGCAGUUAUAUAACUUAAGAGCAGUGUUGGCCUAGUGGCUUUAGCGUGCGACGCUCAUCCCUGAGGUUGUAGGUUCG